Diabrotica virgifera virgifera (western corn rootworm) is the source of this 1777-nucleotide messenger RNA. RefSeq names its product myrosinase 1-like. The transcript has 8 exons. Gene Ontology annotation, biological process: carbohydrate metabolic process. Lineage: Eukaryota; Metazoa; Arthropoda; Insecta; Coleoptera; Chrysomelidae. Gene Ontology annotation, molecular function: beta-glucosidase activity. Bases 45 to 1619 code for a protein of 524 amino acids. The record is from RefSeq and is a predicted model, not a curated record.
ACUUCCAAAAUAGUUAUCCUCACAGUACUCGUGAAGUUGAAGAUAUGAUAAACCCAAAGCAUUUCACUUCGCUUGGAUACCUUAUGUACCUUUGUAUAACAUUCAACCUCGUAACUGCAGGGGGGAAAGAAGUUAAAUAUAAUAGAAAAUUCCCAGAUGACUUCCAAUUUGGCGCAGCUACUGCAGCAUACCAAAUUGAAGGUGCUUGGAAUAUAGAUGGAAAAGGGGAAAGCAUUUGGGAUACUUUCGCUCACAGAGUACCCUCCCCAGUUGCAAAUGGAGAUAAUGGAGAUGUUGCAUGUGAUAGCUAUCACAAAUACAAAGAGGAUGUCAGACUUGCUGCCGAACUUGGUUUAAAAUUGUAUAGGUUUUCAAUAUCUUGGCCAAGGGUAUUACCCACUGGAAAAACAGACAAUAUUAGUGAAGCUGGUCUCAAUUAUUAUAAAAAUCUAGUUAAAGAAAUUCGUAAAUACAACAUGCUUCCAUUGGCUACUAUCUACCACUGGGACCUUCCUCAGAAAUUAUACGAUCAAGGUAUUCAUUGGACUAAUGUUAGUUUGGUACCAUAUAUUGUAGACUAUGCAAGGUUUGUUAUAAAAAAUUUACCUGACGUUGAAUAUUGGGUUACCAUCAAUGAGCCAAAACAAGUUUGCCGUCUGGGAUACGGCGCUACUAUAUUGGCACCUGCUUUAAACAGCGAUGGGCUCUUAGAAUACCAAUGUGCAUAUGUGCUUCUUAAAUCCCAUGCUGCUAUGUAUCGUAUGUAUAAAAAGGAGUUUCCUAAUUAUAAAGCUCCAAUGUCCAUAGUCGUAGAUUGUCAAUGGAUAGAGCCUCUAACAAAUUCACCUAAGGAUAAAGAAGGUGCUGAACGACAAAGGCAAUUUGAUUAUGGCUUGUACUUAAAUCCCAUCUUCAACGGUGACUGGCCACAAGUAGUGAAAGACAGAAUAGCUUUUAGAAGUGCGAAGGCUAACUUCACGAAAUCCAGACUUCCAGCUUUCACUAAAGAAGAAAUAAACGAUAUAAAAGGAACAUAUGAUUAUCUGGGAGUAAAUCAUUAUUUUACUAUGUUAGCUAGGGAGGAAAAAGAAGAAGCACCAUUUAAUGAAACCAGUUAUAAACAUGACGCUGGAACUAUUGACACAUUCGAUCCGAAAUGGGUUGUAGAAUCAAACGGAUGGUUUGUGAUCGUUCCUACCGGUGCCCUAAAAGUUUUAAGGUGGCUUAAAAAGACAUAUGGAGAUAUAAAUAUCAUAAUAACUGAAGUAGGAAUGAGCGACAAUGGUACUGAUCUCAACGACCAAAGUAGAAUCGAUUUUUACACAGAAUAUUUUUGCAACAUCCUUGACGCUAUGGACGAAGGAGUUAACGUUACAGCAAUUGUAUACUGGAGUUUAAUCGAUAACUUUGAAUGGUUUAGUGGAUACAGUGCUCACUUUGGGUUAUACUACGUUGAUUUUAAAGAUCCAAACAGAACCAGACAAGCUAAAGCAUCUGCGGGAUUUGCGAAAAAUUUAUCUAAAGACAAAAUGCUCCAUUGUGGUCAUCCAAGUAAAUAUAGAUCAACCCCAGUGGCACUUCCAACAUGGACAUCCAAUCAUAACGUUUCGAAAUCAUAAAGAUGUUGGAAAUAAACCCAAAUAAAUCCAAAAAAGAGACCAAAUGCUUUACGUUUUUAAGGAAAAAGAUCCUAUCAGUAUUCUUUUGUAUUAUAGAUUGUUUUGUUAGGUAUUUGUUGUAUUAGUUAUUAGUAAAAUGAAUAAAAGAUUGAAAGAUA